AAUCCACUUUUUUUGAGUUUUAUUCUCUCAGAAUAUAACCAACCCAAAUCUUGGACCUGAAGCAGACUAUACUCUCCUUUUGUCCAAAUAAGUUUUCCUUUUUCUUGGCCAAGCAAAAACUGACCCUCUCUCAACUACAAGCUAGCUUUGCCAAAUUAAAAUAUAGAGAGGCUUUAUAUGAGGUCACAUGGAAAACCUGCAUUCUUGUGUAGUAAUCACUGAGACAUCAGCUAAUUUUAGCAUUUUUUGACAAAAUAUCAUUAUAUAGAUGACAGGCUAUGCAUUACUUUAUACAGUACCUGUACCUAUACUAUACAGUACAGGCACUGUCCUUUAUUUUGUCCAUUGUUAAACCAUAGUAGCUUAACAAUGGUGAAAAGCAUCCAGUUAUCUAACAUGGUAAGGUUGGCAAAUUUUUAAAUGAAAGAGAAUAAACAACACAUUGAAAGUUCAGUUAAAUGUAGAAUAUAAUAAAUUGUAAUAGAAAAAAUAUAAAUUUACAGAUUCUAGGUUCCCUCCUGUAAAAUGCUUCAAUUAUGUAUAAUACAAAGAUAACCAGAAUGGUCCAAUUUAGCUUCAAUCUGGCCAUUCUGCAAUUCUAAGUUAUUUACUUAGGAAGUAGACUGGCACUUCUAAAGAUCAAAGAUAGCACACUAUCAAGGAAGGCAACAAACUGCUGCUAAAUAUCCAGUACUGAAGGUAUUGCCAAGAUAAGCAGAUAACAUUGCAAACAGUUCGGAAAAAAUAUUUAAUACUAGAUUCACUCUGCUAUGUAUAGAGUAGCAAUCUGAAAAUACAUGUAAAGUACAUGCACAAUGGUUCAUAGAAAUUAACAGAAAUUAAUUAUAGAUUAUGAUUGCAGGGCCCAAAUCAAAGAAACCGAGACAUUCUGAAACAUUAAUUCAGGACUGAUCUAACAUAAGUUAAAACAUACAUUUAGUUAAACGUUAGGAAGAUAAUAGAAUUUUUAACUAUACAAUUAAUGUAAAAUUCAAUGAGCCAUUUUCUAGGUAUUUCAUAUUAUAUAAGAUUAUAAAUUUUCUGUUUCCUUGUUCAAUUUAGCCUUUACAGUAUCUUUUACAAAUUCAUCAAUUAUUACAGAGCCAACCUCCUAUUGGGUCAAGUUUUUUCCUCUCAAAAAUAGAAAGGUAAUAACUUUCUCAACUAUGAAAAACACCCAAUUUUGUACUUCAGUCAAAACACAAUCCAAAUAAAGAAAUUUAUACAAGGGUUAACAUUCUGAUAAACAGUCUAUUAAAUGUCCAACUCCAUCCUUAGAAGUUUUUAGAAUCAAUUUGAUUUACCCCUUACACUACUUAGAAAUGCAAUAACCUGGGAAAAACAUAUAUAUUGCAUUUACUAAUAUUUUAUUUUUUUAAUCCUUGGUUUCCUAAAAACCUAUUUUUUCACCAAAAGUUUAAUUCCUUUAGCUUACCUUGAGCAAAAAAGAUCGUUUUGUCAAAAUCAUCCAAUAUCAAUUUUAGCUUUGUUAUACAUUAAUCAUUCCAUAAGAUUUCAAAUUUUCAGAAUUAUAUCUCACAUAGUUUUUACUCACACAUUCGACUUCAUCGCAGAAAAAAAAUCACACAUAGCCCUGUUUUUAUUUUAAAAUAAUACAUGAACAAAAACUUGAGAAUUUUAGAAUGAAAUUAUUUCAUUCUAAGUUGCAUUUCAGCUUCAAAUGAAAAUUGUUCCACAAAUCAUACCCUCCCGCCCUGUAUCUCUCUAAAAAAAGUAUUUUUGAUACAUCACACUUCAUAAAAACGCGCUGUACUUUUCUCCCUUUUUCCUCUUCUUCCUCCUCCACCUUCUUUCUCUCUAUACUACCUCCAAGAUGGUAGGAAAGUUGUUGUUUUGGAGGGCAGAGAAGCCGCUCUCUGGUGUUAUGUCCUCUCAGUGCCUGUAGUGGUGCUGUAGGAGGCUGCUCAGCUCUCUUCUUGAGCAGCCCCAACAGCCCUGCCUUCUUUGCUGGAGAAUAUAUUCAGGGAUUCCCCUUAAUAAUCACCUACCCUCUGAGCACUUUGUAGUUUUAAAAUAAUAAAGAGCUCCCGUUCAAAGCUUUCGUCUUUUCUAAAAGCAGGAAUCUUUCUCCUCAGAGCCAGGGGGGCAGCAACAGCAGCAGCUCCUCAGCGCUGAAGCAGCUCCGAGCCCAUUCCCCGGUCCCUCUGCUGGGGAGGAAACUCUGGUCUGUCAGCCCAACAGAGGGAAAGGGGGGAGAGGAGAGAGGAGAGAAAAAAAAGCAGCUGGAAAGACAAUCUAUUUCAUCCUGACUCAUCAUCAUUCCAAGAUAGUGGCAUCUCUGAGGUUCUCUGCUAAUGUUAACAUGGUACAGAAGAUUUAAAAUUAGCUGAUGUUCACAAGAAAAAGAGUCACGUGAUGUAUGAAGGCAAACAUAUACACUUUUCUGAGGUUGACAAUAAGCCGUUGUGCUCCUACAGCCCCAAACUGUGUAAGCAGAGGCGAUUAAAUGGCUACGCCUUCUGUAUCAGGCAUGUCCUGGAGGAUAAGACUGCCCCUUUCAAGCAAUGUGAAUAUGUGGCGAAGUACAAUAGCCAACGCUGCACCAACCCCAUCCCUAAAUCUGAGGACCGUAGGUAUUGCAACAGUCAUUUACAAGUUCUUGGCUUUUUACCGAAAAAGGAGAGGAAGAAAAAGAAUGAUCCAAUAGAAGAGGUAAAAGUUCGACACCAGAUGGAUUCAAUAGCCUUCAGCCUGACAGUUCCUCCACUUGCUUUGAAGAUGCCCAAUGGCCUGGAUGGGAUGUCCCUCUCUCCACCAGGGGCCCGGCUUCCUCUCCACUACUUGGAAGCAGAAUUGGAAGACCCCUUUGCUUUCAAUGAGGAAGAUGAAGAGCUCAAGAAAGGGACAGCUGUGAAGAAAAAGUUGCAGAGCAAAUUAGCCCAAAACCGUCAACGCCAGAAAGAAACUGAGAUUCUGAAAGUUCGCCAAGAGCACUUUAACCCCGUUCCUGCACCUUUGCAGCAGCAGCCUUUGCAACCACAGCAACAUGCCCAUGUCUCACCUACACCAACGUCUUUAAAGCCAGCAGUGCUCCCACAGGGCUUAGUUUGCAAGUCACCUCAACCUCAGAAUACCAGCCUACCAAUGCAGGGAGUGGCACCCACCACACAUGCUAUAGCACAAGCCAGGCAGUCGGCCAACAAAAGACCUCUGCCUCUCUUGCACCCUACUAAAGUUCAUGCCCCAGACCCACCCAGGGCUGACAGGAUCCUAAUGAAAGCCACAGCCUUCUCCCCAUACUCAUUCUGUAGGAGCCGAUUACAGAGACUGGUGAAACUGUGCACUCAAAAACAUCAGCUAGAUGCUGAUCUCUUUCCACAUUUAGGGUUGGACUGGUCUGAAGAUAGUGGAGAAGAACUGGAAGAAUUAGAUCAAACCUCUCCAUACCAGGUUGCAUGGUCUAUCCGGGAAGCCCUCAGAUAUGAAAGGAAUGAGCCCAAUGAUGAUUAUGCCAGUGGCAGAAGAAUCCGCAUUUCCCAACUUUGCACUUACUUUCAGCAGAAAUACAAGCACCUCUGCCGCCUGGAGCGGGCAGAAUCUCAACAAAGGAAAUGCCAACAUACAUUCCGGAAAGCAUUGCUGCGGGCAGCAAAUAGAGAACCGGAAUAUGCUGGGCAACUGAUUCGAGAAUUCCGUAGAGCUUCAUGUCCUCAGAUCAGUUCAAGCCAAGUGAAGCAGAGGGAUGCAUCACCCUGCGGUGGAACCACAAAGGGUGAACCAUGCACUAACAAGGCUCUUCCAUUCACUAAACAUUGUUUUCAACAUAUCCUCUUGAAUCGAUCGCAGCAGCUUUUUUCAAGUUGUACAGCUAAGUUUGCUGAUGGACAGCAAUGCUCUGUGCCCGUUUUUGACAUUACACAUCAGACCCCCUUAUGUGAAGAACAUGCCAAAAAAAUGGAUAACUUCUUGAGAGGAGACAGCUGUCGUAAAGUUCAACACCAGCAGCAGAAGAAACCCAGGAAAAAAACAAAGCCCCCGGCGCUUACCAAAAAACACAAGAAAAAGAGAAGACGAGGGCCACGGCGCCCCCAAAAGCCAAUUCCUCCUGCUGUGCCCCAAGGAAACCUUAUUAUGCCCACCAGCAUCUCACUGCCAAUGGAGAUAGCUCAUAUACGGAGUCCCUCCACACCUGAGCUGAGUACAGAUGAACUGCCAGAUGACAUUGCCAAUGAAAUCACAGACAUUCCACAUGACCUGGAAUUGAAUCAGGAGGACUUCUCUGACGUCCUACCACGACUGCCUGAUGACUUACAAGAUUUUGAUUUCUUCGAAGGUAAAAAUGGAGACCUCCUCCCUACCACUGAAGAGGCAGAGGAACUGGAACGGGCCUUGCAGGCUGUAACUUCUCUUGAGUGCCUGAGUACUAUUGGUGUGCUCACACAAACAGACGGUGUACCAGUUCAGGAACUAUCAGACAGAGGAAUAGGGGUGUUUUCCCCAGGUGCUGAAACUUCAGGAAUUCAAUCUUUGAGCCGAGAAGUCAAUGCAGAUCUAGGUGAGCUGCUGAAUGGCCGCAUAGUACAUGAUGACAAUUUCUCUAGCCUGGAUCUUGAUGAGAACUUGCUCCGUUCUGCUACCUUAUCCAACCCAUCUACGCCCCUGGCAGGGCAGAUUCAGGGGCAAUUCUCUGCCCCAGCCAACGUUCGCCUUACUUCGGCUACUCUGAUAAGCCAGAGUGCGCUUGGGGAGAGAGCUUUCCCGGGACAGUUUCAAGGACUUCACGAUGGCAGCCAUGCCUCCCAGAGGCCACACCCUGCCCAGCUGCUAAGCAAGGCAGAUGACCUAAUCACCUCACGACAGCAAUACAGCAGUGACCAUUCACACUCCUCACCCCAUGGAAGCCAUUAUGACAGUGAGCAUGUGCCAUCACCUUACAGUGACCAUAUAAGGUCCCCCAGUUCCACCUCUUAUUCCAGCGAUAAUUUGGCAGCUACUUUCUCUACUGAGAUGCCCAUCAUAGCACAGCAUCUGCUCCCAUCACAACUCGAGGUGCCACUUAGUGGGGUGGUGAAUCCCAGAACUCACUGGGGGAGUCUCCCUGUAAACCUUGGUGAUCCUUCUCCAUUUAGUAACCUGCUUGGUGCAGAUGGACACCUCCUUUCCACUUCCCUGUCUACACCGCCUACUACAUCGCACUCAGAGACCACCCAGCCUGCCUUCGCCACCGUGACCCCCAACAGCUCCAGCGUGCUUCCGGGGUUACCACAGACCAGUUUCAGUGGCAUGGGUGCUGCAUCUUCUGAACUCAUGGCCUCCACUUCUCCUAAGCAGCAGCUCCCACAGUUCAGUGCAGCCUUUGGCCACCAACUAAGCUCCCACAGUGGCAUUCCCAAGGACCUGCAACCCAGCCACAGUUCCAUAGCUCCUCCAACUGGCUUUGCAGUAACAGGUGCCACAGCUACAAGUACCAAUAAUGCAUCAGCUCCCUUCACCACCUCCAGCUGAGUUUGUCUGCCUCUGAAUGACAGGCAGCUUGGGUACCUUAUAUAACCAUUGCAUCCACCACCACCUUUUCUCUUCCUGUUUUUUGUCACCCCCUUCUUUUUAAAGACUUUUUAAAUUUAAAACAAAAAAGAGGGGCAAAUGUCCUGAUUCAGUACAGACCAGGGUUUUCCUAUUAAGCUCUGCUCUAAUUAUCCUAUGUGCUGUUUUUGUAUUGGUGCUCAUUUAUUUUUGGCAGGUUGCUGUACUUAUCCAGUUAAUACUCAGUUAGGGAAUACAGCACAGAUGCUGGAUGUAAUUGAUUUUAGUCAAAGAAAGGUGAAGAUGUACGUAAUUGACCUUAGAAUAAGAAAUGAGAAGAUACCUCAAAUAAAACAAAUGCAAGCUCCUAAGGUUCAAAUUGGACUUUCAGUCCCAUUGGCAUCUGGGGAGGAGAAGGAAGUUGCUUUAUUUUUGAAGGUGUGGGUAUGAUGAAAGUCAGCCCUUUUAAUUUGAUAACUGGGCACUAUAGAAUUAAGCCGAAACCAUAAUCCAGUUAAUUCUGUCAUCUUAACCAGUGGGCUCUUUACCUCUUCUGUGAGUUUAAAGGUGUGUUUGUGUGCAUAAGUAUAUAGAUGGAUAAAUGGCAAUUCUUUUCUUUCUUGUCUUGAAGAAGCUCCUCAAACUAGUGACUGUUCCUACUAAGAUUGAAUACACACACACACACACACAUAUGAAUAUAU
Pseudonaja textilis is the source of this 6185-nucleotide messenger RNA. Lineage: Eukaryota; Metazoa; Chordata; Lepidosauria; Squamata; Elapidae. The record is from RefSeq and is a predicted model, not a curated record.